This is a messenger RNA of Xenia sp. Carnegie-2017, 1617 nucleotides long. RefSeq names its product N-acetyllactosaminide beta-1,6-N-acetylglucosaminyl-transferase-like. The transcript is spliced from 3 exons. Lineage: Eukaryota; Metazoa; Cnidaria; Anthozoa; Malacalcyonacea; Xeniidae. The record is from RefSeq and is a predicted model, not a curated record. Gene Ontology annotation, molecular function: acetylglucosaminyltransferase activity. Bases 205 to 1419 code for a protein of 404 amino acids. Gene Ontology annotation, cellular component: membrane.
GCGUUGUCGAUUUUGGCGUUCAUUUUUAACGAAAGGUGAAACAAACACGACCACACAAGCUCUGAGUGGCUCUUGUCUUCCUAGUCAAUGAGUAAAAGAUUAAUUCAUAUGUAAAUAACCUUUUACUCAUUGACUACGUCAACACACGGUAUUCUGUAACUUUUAAUUAGCAGUUUUUCUCUUGACACUUACGUAAGAUAAAAUAUGAUUGAAUUUAAGAGGAACAAAUGGGUUUUUGGCGUCCUUCUUUUAUUUUCUGUGUUGCUGAUAUUCAUUUACAUGGAACUUAGUCAAAGGGUCAUAAUUGAACAAACUAACAUCUUUCUUCCUCAGAUAAAUCCUUCGUUUGCUGCAUUUUGCAAGAGGGUUAUCGAAGGUGAUCGUGACACUCUUGAAGAAGCUAAAGAGAUUAUGGACCAUUCUUCAAAGCAUAUUACUUCACCAGAAGAAUAUAUGAAUCUGACAAAAGAUUGCAGUAAAUUUAAGAGAGUAAGAGGUUAUAUAAUGACAGCUUUAGACGCCAAGGAAAGAGACUUUCCUUUAGCUUUUAGCAUUAAUGUUUACAAGCAUGUUGAACAGUUUGAAAGACUUCUCAGAGCAAUAUAUCGUCCUCAAAACUUCUACUGUAUUCAUGUGGAUAAAAAAUCCCCCGAUAUAUUUUACCAUGCUGUUGAAGCGAUCGCUGCUUGCUUCCCAAAUAUAUUCCUAGCCUCAAAACGUAUAAACAUAUUAUGGGGAGAUUUCACGAUCCUAGAAAGCAUUCUUCUUUGUUCAAGAGAUCUUCUCAGUCAUGAAAAACCAUGGAAAUACCUAAUAAAUCUCACAGGACAAGAGUUUCCCCUUUGUACGAACAAUGAAAUUGUAGAUAAACUCCACAAAAUGAAUGGAUUUAGCAUUGUCCCAGCAAAACCGGCAAUCGAUAGCAAAACCAGAAAUCGCUUCCUCUAUGUUCACCGUGACUUGAAGAGGACCGAGAUAUUAAAGAAAAAGUUUCGUAUAAAUUUUACGUUUUAUAAAGGUUCUGUGUAUACAGUACUUACAAGAAUGUUUGUAAACUAUACUCUUUAUGAUAAACUGGCCUUAGAUUUCUGGGAAUGGCUUAAAGACACCGCCAAGCCAGAUGAAACCUUCUAUUCAACAUUAUACCAAAAUAUAAAACUUGAAGGACACAGAAAUGGUACCGUUGGGAACCCGCACACUCGUUAUGUGGUUUGGCACAAAGAUCGCUGUCAUGGUAAAACAGUUCGUUAUGUCUGUAUUAAUGGUGUUGGCGAUCUCAAAGCCAUAGCAAGAAGUCCCGCUCUAUUUGUGAAUAAAUUUUAUUUGGAUUAUGAACAUUUGGCUUUGGAUUGUUUAGAAACAUGGUUUCAGAAAAGAACUUUAUAUUAUUAUGCAUCUAAAAAAAAAAUUAAAAGAUGAAAUUAGUUAAAUUGUGCUGAGAGAAUGGAGCUUCCUGUUCAUUGUAUGUACGCACAAAAUGCAACUUGCAAAAGAAUAUGUACAGCUGUGUUAUAGAGGAGUUUAUAUACAUCAAUAUACAAUUUGUCAUUACCAUGAUUUCAGCAACCUGCACAGCCACUUGCUGGCAUUUUUACAAAAUACAAGUUGCCAUUUAAA